AUGGGGCAUAUUGAACCUACUACCACUAUCAAAUCUGAAAGCCCAGAGGUGAAAGUCCCAUUGUUCUUUGAUGGGGAUUCAGAUCCUGGAUCUGAAAACCAGGAGACAGAUCUCAAUUUUUUUGCUCACAGAGGUCUGGAUUCCAGAUUCAUUCCAGUCAACCUCGACCCAAAGAUUCAUUACAUGGAUAUUGAGCAAUUUGUGCACUUUGGAUUUGAUGAACAGCUCAACCACCUUACAAAUUCUUUAGGAUUUCAGAUAGAGACAGUUCAAGACAUCUAUAAACAGGUCCACAGUUUCAAACAGUUGAAGGAGGUUAUCAAGGCUAUGCAUGCCUCUGCCAUGGACUGUGCUAAAGCAGAAAUCGAAGCACAAGAGAUGAAAUAUUUGUAG
Suillus bovinus is the source of this 393-nucleotide messenger RNA. RefSeq lists its product as uncharacterized. NCBI's taxonomy places the organism in Eukaryota, Fungi, Basidiomycota, Agaricomycetes, Boletales, Suillaceae. Bases 1 to 393 code for a protein of 130 amino acids. The transcript has a single exon. The record is from RefSeq and is a predicted model, not a curated record.